AUGGAACAAGAUAUCUCGGCACUCCCACCAACCACAGUGGCAAAUUCCAGCAAGACCACAGAGAUNCAAGAUAUCUCGGCACUCCCACCAACCACAGUGGCAAAUUCCAGCAAGACCACAGAGAUCACGAAGAUCUCUCACCUGGCCUCUGCUGUUUUGCUCUUCAUCACCUUCCUGGUGGGUGUGGUGGGGAACGGGAUGUUCCUGUGGGUGCUGGGGCUGAAGAUGAGGAGGACGGUGACCACGCUCUGGUUCCUUCACCUGGUCUCCUGCUACCUUCUCUUCACCCUGCUGAUCCCCUUCUUCGCCAUCUAUGUCCUCCUGGGUUUCCACUGGGUCUUUGGCAUGGCCAUGUGCAAGCUUCUCAAUGCCUUCGGUUCCAUGGGCAUGUUCUCCUCCGUCUUCCUUCUCACACUCAUCAGUCUGGACCGCUACACCCUCACUCACCAUCCCAUUUGGUCGAGGAAUCACCGCACCAUGCCCCGGGCAUGGAAGCUGGUCGUGGGCGUGUGGCUGGCCUCCUUCAGUCUCAGUGCUCCCUACUUGGCUUUCCGGGAGACCCGCGUGGUGGACAGGAGCAGGAUUACCUGCAUCAAUAAUUACAACAUCUCCGGGAACUGGAAUGGAGCUGAGACACAGAACCUGGGCAGACAGACCCACCUGGCCAUCUUCUUGGUCCGGUUCCUGCUGGGAUUCCUGCUGCCCUUCUGCACCAUCGUGGGAUGCUAUGUCCGCGUGGGGCUGAAGAUGAAGGAGAAGAAACUGUCAUGGGCAGGGAAGCCCUUCAAAGUCAUGAUGGCCACGAUGGUUUCCUUCUUCCUUGGCUGGCUGCCCUACCACCUCUACCAUGGCUUGAAGCUCUACGAGAAGGAGGUGCCAGAGUCGGUGACAGAUGCCCUCCUGGUAAUUUACACCUUAACAUCCUGCUUCAAUGCCUCCUUCUCUCCCAUCCUCUACCUCUUUGUGGGGGAGAAGUUCUGGCAGGUCUUCAGGAUGUCUCUUAUCACUCUGGCCAAAGAGGCUUUUGUUGAUGAUCUCAGUGCCCCUGAAUCUAAUGGAAGACAGAUGUCAGAAGUUGAGAAAUCAAAAGAAGAGAUGGUCUGAAGGUGCCCAGACUUAGGGAGAGUUGAAAACUUGGCAUCCCCUUUGUUCCUAGAUUCCCGCUGGUUCUGAAAGCUGAUGGGAUCGAGGUAUCUCAAUGUUUAUAAACCCCUCAGUAUCCCUGGAUUCUAGAUUCCCUGCUGUCUCCAGAAUCCCAUAUGUUCUAGGUCCCAUACGUUCUAGUGGGGAAGUGACUUGGGCAAGGUCACCCAGCAGGUCAGUGGCAGAACUGGAACAAACGCCUGUCUCCCUCAUCCCAGAUGAGGUUUCUUUCUAUUUCAUCUUCUUACACAUUGAGCUUUCUGGGACUGGUUCGGUCUUUUUGCUCUGUGUUUGUACCGCACCUAGCACAGCAGGGUUCUGGGCCAGGACUGGGGCUCCCAGCACUACUGAAAUGAAAAAAAAAAUAAUAAUACUGAUUCCCACGUUUUUCUUGAACUACAUAGUUUCUGUAAGGUUUGUGGGGCAUUUCUGACAUAAUUUACAAACACCUUGUGACCAGCUCACUGGGAUAUUUCAUGUGGGGAGGCUCUGGCUUAGUUUAAGAGUGGCCAGUAAGGAAAACAGGAUGAUAGAAUAAAGAGGUGCACCAGAGACUCCACCUGUCCAUGAACAUUUCAGGGUGGUGAAGAGAGAACCUCCAAGCUAAUAAAAGUAACUCUGUAUGGAAUAUGGGUAAUCAUUCAUAAUAUUAUGGAUACAAAAUUGUAUUGAAACAUACCUGAUAUCCCAUGUAAGCUAUCAGUGGAAAAGUUAUCAUUUGAUAAAUAUGAUAUGCUUGUUUAGGUGUAUGCAUUCUUUUUGUGUCAUAAGUUGUAAAUAUGUGUGGUAUAUUGAUAUCUCAAAUCUGUGCUGUGUGUCUGGGUGACAUCCCCAGAUAGAUUACAUCAGCACUGUCCAGGUUGUUCGAUGGCCCAUCAAGAAUUGGCUGGCAGUGUUGUAUUUUGGGUAAGAUCCAAACCAGUAUUGAUCUGAGAAUGUGGCUGGCCCUUUGGGGAUUAGAAGAACAUUUUGUAUAGUUAAUAGAAU
Messenger RNA from Trachemys scripta elegans, 2130 nucleotides. Its product is annotated as probable G-protein coupled receptor 33. The record is from RefSeq and is a predicted model, not a curated record. Gene Ontology annotation, biological process: complement receptor mediated signaling pathway; phospholipase C-activating G protein-coupled receptor signaling pathway; inflammatory response. Bases 1 to 1104 code for a protein of 367 amino acids. Gene Ontology annotation, molecular function: G protein-coupled receptor activity; complement receptor activity. The transcript has a single exon. Gene Ontology annotation, cellular component: plasma membrane. NCBI's taxonomy places the organism in Eukaryota, Metazoa, Chordata, Testudines, Emydidae.